CAUCGCUGGUGGGAAAUACGAAAAGAUAAACAUGGCGAGAGGAAAUGUGUAAUUUAGAGAAAAUCGAAAUUAACGAUUACCAUGCAACAGGUGAACAAAAAUGAACAAAAAGAACGAGAUUGGAGGUACCAUACAGGAGUAUGAUGUAGGAGAACAGUUGGGAAGGGGUGGCUUUGCCACUGUGUACAGAGCACGAUGCAGAAACACAGGAAGGGAUGUGGCUAUUAAAAAGAUCAACAAGAGUGAAAUAGCUGCUGGUGGACUCAUAAACCGCGUUCGACAGGAGGUGACGAUCCAUUCCAAGCUGAAUCAUCCAGCAAUACUCAAGCUGUAUGCAUUCUUCGAGGACCAGAGCUUUGUUUACCUUGUGUUAGAGCUGUGCUCUAGAGGCGAGCUUCAGAAGCAUAUCAAAAGUCUGAGAAGAGUCUUAAAUGAAGAUGAAGCUCGUGAAUAUCUCAGUCAGGUGGUGGCAGGGAUGCUGUACCUCCAUUCCCAGUCCAUCAUGCACAGAGAUCUUACAUUGUCUAAUCUCUUACUUGACAAUAAUGGUAAGAUUAAAAUUGCCGAUUUUGGACUUGCAACACAAUUGCGUCGCCCGGAUGACCGACACAUGACAAUGUGUGGAACACCCAACUAUAUAAGUCCUGAAGUAGCCACCCGCAGUUCCCACGGCCUCGAGUCUGACGUGUGGAGCCUAGGGUGCAUGCUCUUCAUAAUGCUUGUGGGACAUCCAGCAGUUUUUCCCUUCAAUUUUUCCACGCGUGUGGGAAUAGAGCCAGUGGUAAAUUCGACAAUUGUUAAUGAUUGGCAUUAUUUACAGAUCCCAAGUUAUGUGACAGCAAAUGCCCGUUCCCUUAUUUCGGAGUGUCUCAAGAAGAAUCCAAGAGAGAGGAUCAAGCUUCAGGCCAUCCCCCAUCAUCCCUUCAUGGCAGUUGGAGGCAAAACUGACAUCUCAAGAACAUCAGAUAGUGGACUAUACACUAUGACUACUGUGGCCACCACACAGCACACACGACCUCCUUUGACGACCAUUUCUGAGAGUGAUUUGUCAGAUACAGAGUCGAGUGGAUCAGAGAACAGACAAGGAGGGCAUCAUCAUAGGUUGCCUUACCUCAGGCACCCUCCAUCGCCUCCAAUUCGAAUGAAGUCCAACCCAAAAGACUUACUUCCACCAAAUGCUGGGGUGAUAGAUACCCUGAAAAGAAAAUUCACCCCAUUACCUUCACUGCAAAGAGGGGAUUUUGGUCAUUCUAAUAUGCCAAUGCCUCCUCUGAUUAGACGAGAACGAGAUGUUUCAGAGGAGAGACAAAAGCACCAACUGAUGUACAGCCAGAAGCAGUCAUCUCAUAGUGAUGAUCGUUCCGACUCCUCUCAGUAUUCCUCCUCACACAUGAGUGAUGAAGCUUAUCAUUACCAUUCAGGCGAGAAGAGAAGCAGCAGGACCAGGGAUCACAGUGCAAGCAGAAGUCAAGACUAUCAUUCUGCAGGCAGAAGUCCAAGCAGAAGAGAGAGGUCCCAUGAGCGCUAUGGUAGUGCCCACAGGGAAGUGUCAGAUAAUUACAGAAUUCACAGUGACACCGAAGAAGCAAAGGAGAGAGGAGGUCAUCCACGUAGCAGGUCAAAACAGAGAAGCUACUGCCAAGAUUAUCCUCAGAAGUCAGAAAAAGGCAACAGGGAUGCUUACCAUUCAGAGGAAAGGAAAGAGCAUUACCGCUAUGGACGGCCUUCAGAAAGACAUGAUGAAAGGCCCCAUAGAGAACAUUCUGGUCAUAGACAUAGAGAAUCAUCCAAAGAUAGGUAUAGUGAAAGAAACCGAGAUGAUGAAUACCAAAGAAAUAGAUCAAGAGAGAGACAUCAGCAUUAUCACAGUGAGAAAACUAACAGGAGAAGGGAUGAGGAACCAUAUAACCAGAAGACUCACCCGUGUUGUGAGAGUUCACAACAUAGAUCCUGGUGUAAGCAAAAAGGACGUAAUGAUUCAGAAAAGAAUGUAUCUAACUAUGAAAGAAGUAGAUACACUAGUAGAUGUGAAAAUGACAGAUAUGGUGCAAGUGACAGAGUCCAUGUUCCAAGUCAGCAUAGGCACACACAACAUGAACAACCAGUCAGAGCUGAGGGGUCAUCAUCUCGUGAUAUAAAUAUCCUGGGUGACCUUGCCCCUGUUAAGAAUUCAGUUCAAUCUAAGAAGGACAGUGAAGAUGCAAGACCAGGCCAUGGUGGCACAGUGCAUGAACAGCAUCCUGUAACUCCAACGAAAAGGAAACCAGAUUUGAACUGCCAGACUCUUAAGCAGCAAGUUUCUCCUCUUUCAUCAAGAAGGCUGAAGCCUAUCCGUCAGCGCACUAAGAAUGCCUUUCUAAAUAUAUUGGAGAAUGGCGAAAUAUGCUUAGAAUUCCUUCGCAAUAUGAAAGGACAAGAAGUUGUUGCUGAUGUUUGCAGGAUAUCACCAGAUGGAAUGAGGAUUGUCCUUUACCAACCAAAUGGAGGUUCUGGGUUACAGCCUGGAAGUGCACCUCCACCAUUGCCGACAGAAGGGGCAGAUUCCAUUUAUGGCUACGAAAACCUUCCAGCUAAGCAUUGGAAGAAAUACGUUUAUGCUGCCAGAUUUGUGAAGGUAGUGAAGGCAAAGACUCCUAAGAUUACUUACUACAGUGAUCAAGCCAAAUGUUUACUGAUGGAGAACUCACCUGAUCCUGACUGUGAAGCAAUCUUUUAUCAUGGUACAAAAAUCACAAAGAGUGGGAAGAAUGUGAUGUUAACAGAAACGACUGGGGUAGUACACAAAAUACCGCAGCCAUCUGGACACCAUAACCUACCUGAGCAGCUUCAGCCAAUUUACCUGCACUUCAAACAGAUCCAUGAGCACUGCCUGUAUUUAGAAAGAGUUCUCUCAGAGGUUGUUGAAAAGACUGGUCUGGGUUGCUUUCCCAUCAUUGUAGGACGUAAGCCUGCAUCGGUAUCAGCAACUCCUCCUAGCAGUGCUCGCAGUUCUUCUAGCCCACGAGAAGAUAAAGAAAACCUUUCACCAGUGUCUGUGCAGUCAUACAAAUUACCAAGAAAUGUUGCAGCACAGCUUGGGUCAUUUGAGGGCUCUGUUGCAAGUGUUCAGGUCGAAGGAAACUUCGUCCCUCGACUGCGUGCACCACUGAAUCCCCACAUCCCUCGAAAUGACUCCAAAGGAACAACGGGUUCUUCAAAACAUUCUGUCUCUCGAGUCUAUGUUCACAACAUUGGCUGGGCAUCACAGGAUGAAGAGGGACAGGUAUCAGUGGAAUACCUUGAUGGAACACAGCUGCAGGUCAGCAGCAACUCGCCAAAGGUGGUCUUCACUGACGCAUCUGGAGUCUCAGCCACAUACUCAAGCAAUGACAAGUUGCCGCUCUCUGUGCAGCAGAAGCUUUCCCAGAUGCAGGUUGUGCUGACAUCCCUUGCCAGGCCAACUGACUCCUCUGCCACUCCAAGACUUACUCACCCUGUUGGCCUUAGAUAGAAGUGAAGAAUUAUUACACUUGCAUUGUUGCAGUGGCAGUGGACUUGUUUGGAAUAAUGUGCUAAAAACAUUAUUUUAUAGAUGCAAUCCAUUUUCAUUAUAAGUUAAGUACAAAGUGCUUUUCAAAUGAUAAGGACACCGUGACAUCUCAAGCAAUGCUUGAUUGAGGUUUUAAUGCUGGCUAUUAUUGCUUAUCAUUUUUAACUAAUCAUGUGCAAAAUAUGUCUUCCAAAGAAAGCAGUGCUUAACAUUAUUUUGCCGAUAAUGAUGUCUUCCUGAAUGCAUAAUGUUGAAGUGAUAUUUUUCAGGUGUAAAUUUUCUGAAACCUGAUAUAUCUUCCUAUAGGACUUCCACCAAGCUUUAGCUUUGCAUCCUUAAAAGGAGAUGCAAAAUCUUCAAUCUCCUUUGAAUACUGAAAACCAUUUGUAUUUCUUAUAUUAUUUGAAUCAUUGUUACUAUGACAUUUGUAAACAAAGAGUCAAAAGUUUCCUAAACAAAGCUAAUGGGCUUCCAAAUCCAAAAAUAAAUGAGUAAUAAGUAAAUUAUAAAACAUGAGGAUGAAAAUAAGCAUGUAAAUCAAAACUAGAUUAUUAUAGAUGAAUGUGAUGUACCUUCAUAAUCUUUCUCGAUUUUUUCUAGUUGACUCUCUUCAAUAACCACUCUGUCCUCUUCUUUACUCUUUUCUUCUUUCAUCGGUCACAUCACCCUGUAAUUUCUUUUGACCAGCAAUGUUUAUAUUAAAUAUGGCAGCUUCCUUUGCUAUCCUAAUUGUUGAACUACUGGCAGAAGAAUCACCAUAGGACUAUAACAGUGGACAGUACCUCUUCAAGAUCUUUUCCAGAAAAUGUGCGAGAUGUUGAGAUAAAUAAAGUAUAAUAAAGAGUACGGAAUAUGUGAGAGAGAUGAAAGUGUUCAUGAAAUUGGUUUGUGAAAGAAAUAUAAAAGAAAGUGUGAUAACAUGUAACCAUUUUUAAGAUGUUUCUCUUUCUAGAUCUCUUAUGUAAAACAGAAAAUAUAUAACUUAAUCAUCAAUAUCCUUGAGAGUCAUUUUUAUAAUAUUUGCACCAUGUAAAUAGUGAAGAGAACCUCCAAAUUAAAUGUAAGGACCUUGUAAGUCAUUUUGAUCUGAAAUUUAUCCUAAGUGAAUUAUAGCAGAUGGUAUUUCUUGCGUGGCAUUUUGGCAAUUGUAUGGGUUUCACACCAGAUCUGUCUUGCAUAGUGUUUUGUUAUGUACUAUGUACAAGGGGUAAUGGAAUAUAUAUCUAUAUAUUUUUUUAUUAUUUGCUAGUAAUUGUAUAUGAUUAUACCUUUAUCUGCAUUACAUAAAAAUGACCACAUACAAAUAAAAAUUUAUUUAUUAAAUACAGGAAAAGAAAACUAUAUUUACUUAUCCCUGUGUCUUCCUGUUUAUUGAUUAUUUCUGUAUAUAAGGAAAAUGCAUGUUAGCAUUUAUAUUUCACUAUAUAUACUAUAAACUUUAUUAAGUUGAGAGACUGUAUUAAAUGUAUUCACUGUUUACUUGUAGAAAAGGUAUGAAUGAGACUGGAUAUUUUGACAAUAUGAGAGAUUUAUCUGACCGGUUUCG
Penaeus vannamei (Pacific white shrimp) is the source of this 5075-nucleotide messenger RNA. The record is from RefSeq and is a predicted model, not a curated record. Lineage: Eukaryota; Metazoa; Arthropoda; Malacostraca; Decapoda; Penaeidae.